This is a messenger RNA of Metarhizium acridum CQMa 102, 1872 nucleotides long. RefSeq lists its product as uncharacterized. Gene Ontology annotation, molecular function: hydrolase activity, acting on ester bonds. Lineage: Eukaryota; Fungi; Ascomycota; Sordariomycetes; Hypocreales; Clavicipitaceae. The record is from RefSeq and is a predicted model, not a curated record.
AUGGUGAGGCUCGGAAAUCUUUGGCCACAGGCCAUAGCCAUUGUAGCAGGACUCCUUGGUGUUGCGAAGAGCGACAGCUUGCAAGAUGUUGAGCACGUCGUGUUGUUCAUGCAAGAGAACCGAGCUUUCGACCACUACUUUGGCACCAUGGCAGGUGUUCGCGGUUUCAAUGACGCCAAUCUCCAAAUGAAUGAUGGCGUUCCUGUGUGGAAGCAGAAGACAUCGCCAAAGCUCACCAAUAACACAGAUUACAUUACGCCAUGGUACUUGAAUUAUCUGGGAGGAAACUGGUCCGAGGCCACGCAGUGCAUGAUUGCAGGCAGCAAUGGCUGGUACCACAAUCAUGCAGCUUGGAAUGGCGGAAAAAACGACCACUGGGCUCUCAACAAUACCCCGUACAGCAUUGGGUACUACAAGAGAGACGAUUUGCCCACGCAAUGGGCGCUGGCUGAGAAUUGGGUAGUCGGGGACAUGUAUCAGGAAUCGGUAGUUGCGUCAACGAGCCCAAACCGCGUCAUGUGGAUGAGUGGCUCUAUCAACGUCCCGGGUGGUAAUCUGAGUCCAGAUUUGGGAGGCAACCCUUACAUUGACAACUACGAAACACCUGGAUGUGACGACAACGGCAUCAACUGCUACCCUCUGAAAUGGAAGACGGCACCAGAGUAUUAUGAAGAUGCAGGCACGAGCUGGCAAAUAUACCAAGAUGGCACCGAUGACUAUGACAACUUUGACGACAACCCCCUUGCAUGGUUCAAGCAAUUCCAACAUGCCAAAAGAGGUUCCAGCUUGAACACAAAGGGCAUGGAGGGACGGAAGCUGCAGGAGUUCUACGACCGGGCGGCGAAUGGAACUCUUCCAGAGGUGUCCAUCAUCAUCGGGUAUAGAGAGCUGGCGGAGCACCCUCCUUACUCGCCACACGAUGGAGCCUGGUUGGAAAACAAGAUUGCCGAAGCCGUCAUCAAGUCCCCAAAAUACAACCGGACGGCGCUCAUCAUCUCCUUUGACGAGACUGGCGGCUGGUUUGACCACGUGGACCCUUACAGAUCGCCCAACGGAACAGCAGGCGAAUGGUACAAUGACAAAGCCGGCAUUGGAUACACGUUCACCGGGCCAGGAUUCCGAGUCCCAUUCUACAUUAUUUCCCCGUGGACGAGAAAAGGCGGCGUGUUCGUCGAGCAUGCCGACCAUACCUCUCAGCUGCAAUUCAUCGAGAAGUGGCAGGCAGCCAAGUGGCGCUUCGUUGAGUCCCGCGAGAUGGUCCCCUGGCGCAGAGAAAACAUGGGAGAUUUGCUGGGCGCCUUUGACUUUGAGAACCCCGACUACAGCAUUCCCGAGCUGCCGAAAGCCCCCGAGCCUCACAGGAACCGCCAGGGGAGAUUUGACGGCGCAUCACAUUGUAUGGGUCUGUACCCGGAACCGCGACCUCCUGUGCCGUAUUCGGGAGACGGCACAACCAAGGACAUGGCCAGCGUGGUUGAGCACGGUUUCAAGCCUAUCCGCGGUAAGCUGACAGAAGGUCGCCACUUGGUCAUCGAGAUGGGCAACUACGCACUCGCAAGUGCCGACAAGUUGAUAACUGGUAAAGCGGGCAACAAACAUGAUUCCAAGAACCAGCGAUGGGUUGUGCAUGCUGAAGAGCUUGGCGGGACCAUGUUCAAGAUGUCGAGCAGCGAAAGCGGGAAAUACGUAUGCGCUGAUUUGGCGCUUUGCAGUGACAAGGGCAAAGCAUUCGUUUUUGAUAUUCGCUUCAAACCCAGUCAUGGAUAUAGAUUCAAGAUCAAAGAUGGUAAGAAUUUGGUGGCGAGUGACAAGGGAGAGUUGUCAUUAAACAGCUCAAGUGCAUAUUGGACUAUUUACAGCGUCAAUUAUUAG